Messenger RNA from Effrenium voratum, 783 nucleotides. NCBI's taxonomy places the organism in Eukaryota, Dinophyceae, Suessiales, Symbiodiniaceae. The record is from the annotation of a GenBank genome assembly.
AUGUUAGUGCGUCUGCCCUCGGAGAUUCGGAAUGGCUCGCUGCUGUCGCCAGCGAACCCGUGCCCGCCCUCGCCCACGGCCUCCUUUCAGCCCUCCAGCAACGCGGAUUCCCCGUGGCAGUCCCCCGCGGGCGCCUUUGUUGCAGCAGUUGUAGGAGCUCGGAGAUCCUUCGUGAUGCCCUCGCCGAGCGGGGCGGCAAACCUUUCUGCUGCAGUUUUAAAGGCCAAGGAGCACCUAGAAGUGCUUAUGGGCUGCCCCUUCUUUAAAAAGCUGAACCUGGACUCCCGGGUACAGCGCCGGCUCUCCAGCAUCGCCACAUGCCUGAAGAUCAGCAAGGGCACGGUGCUCUUUCGGCAGGGCGACCCUCCAGGAAAUUGCUACGUGAUCUUGGAGGGCUCAGUGGGCAUCGUCAAACCAGACGAAGAAACCAAAACUGGCUAUGACUCGAGAGAAGGCACCCCCCGCCUGGGGGAGACACUGCGCCUGGAUAGAACCGAAGCUUUAGGCCAGACAGAUGUGGUGUCUGACUCGCUGUCUGAGUGCGAGAGGGAGUCGACCAUGUCACUUACGAGAAUCCCUGGCGCAAGCCCGUCCCGGCUCUCAGCGAGAGCCGCCGCAGCUCCGGCAGCCAAUUCGAGAGGUCAACAUCCUCGCCCAGCGGAAGGAAGACGCUACGAAGGACUUCCUCCAACCGUAGCUGGCAGCCCUUGGAGGAGACAGCAGCCGCCGCAGCUCGCUCCGCAGCGAGCGGCGGCACCAGACGGCGGCCCGCCGGAGCGAUGA